CUCCCGCGGAGGCAAUGCCCUUUUGUGGAGAGGUCUUAUCACAGCCGACAGACAGCACUCUCAAUCAGGACGCAAAGAGAAGAAUUGCAUUUAAAAAAGGACCAUUCUUUCCCAUACUGCCAAGGAGGGGUGUUCACUGUGGGUGUUUGAGAAGCCCUUUGUUGCUUGAAAAAAAAAAAAAGGUAGCCAAGAAUAUGCACUGUGGACUAGCUGUAUGUUUUAUGAACAGUGUUACUGUAUGCUGUUAGGGCUCUCACACACGUCUCUUCUUGCGUUCGGAGAAGUCAGUGUAUUGUGGACUUUGGAAGUUUUAACACAGCGAAACUGGUCUGGAUAUACUUCAGAAGACGAAAAGGUUACGGUGUACGCUAUUUUGCGCAUUGUUUUUGGAGACUUGUGCGUAACGCGCCACCUGUACUUUAUCUACCAGCAAAUUAUCGAAACGGAUCUACAGUACUGUCUCUUCAUGUUUGUUUUCAUCUGCUACCAUGAGCGUUCUUGGAAUUUUUUCAUGAGGAAUUUGAGUUCGCAGCUCCCAUAAACGCUUUUAAUUUGCAACAAAUUAAAUUUAAUUUGAGGGGUGGAAGUGAACAUUUUCAAGCAUAUGCUACCUCAAUUUGUGGAUACUACUUCGUGGGAUGCCAAUGGACAGAUACGCAGACAUGGAGGACAAACUGCGCAUUUUGGAGGACCUGAACAUGAUGUACAUCCGACAGAUCGCCCUCAGUUUACAGGACAGUGACAUCCAGAAGAAGAUAGACCAUGAGAUCCGGAUGCGUGACGGGGCCUGUAAGCUAUUGGCUGCGUGCUCCCAGAGAGACCAGGCCCUGGAGGCAGCCAAGAGCCUGCUCACCUGCAACACCCGCAUCAUGGCCUACAUGUCAGAGCUGCAGAGGAUGAAGGAGGCCCAGGUCAUGCAGAGGGUCGCACGAAGGUCAGAUGGCACAAGAUCAUCAGAUGCAGGGCCCAUGGACGACAGACUACCCUGUAAGGGUAAGGUGGCCAUCUCAGACCUGCGGAUCCCACUCAUGUGGAAAGACACCGAGUACUUCAAGAACAAAGGAGAGCUGCAUCGGUGUGCAGUGUUCUGUCUGCUUCAGGUGGGAGGGGAGAUCCACGACACAGACAUGGUGAUGGUGGACCGGACACUCACCGACAUCUGCUUUGACAACACCAUCGUCUUCAGCGAGGCCAGCCCGGGCUUUGAGCUGCGAGUGGAGCUAUACAGCUGCUGUUCGGAGGAGGACUACUCGGCAGGGAGCGCGCCCAGGAAACUAGCCAGCAAACUGAGCAGCUCUCUGGGCCGCUCGGCAGGAAAAAAGCUCCGUGUUGCCAUGGACCCUGGAGCCUACAGCCCCACCAGCAAUGCAGGGGCAGCCACACUGCUGCUACCUGGACCCGCAGUGGCGGGACCUAAGUACCACCUCCUGGCCCACACAUCCCUGUCACUGACACAUGUCCAGGACAGCUUCCGCACUCACGACCUCAGCAUCUCAGGCAACGAGGAGUGUUCGUACUGGGUGCCUCUCUACGGCAGUGUGUGUUGUCGCCUGGCUGCCCAGCCUCACUGUAUGACCCAGCAGAUGAUGAGUGGCUGCUUGAAGGUCAAGCAGUUGGGAGGUGACCCUCAGAGUUGGACGAAUGUCUACGGCGUCCUUAAAGGGACAAACCUUUUCUGUUACCACCGGCAAGAGGAUAUGGAGGCUAACGUCGAGCCAGCAUUUACCAUCGCCAUCAACAAAGAGACGAGAAUACGUGCGUCAGAGAAAGACCCCCACAGUAAGGCCCAGAGCAUCUGCAUCAGUAACCAGUACGGGGGAGAGGAGAUUACACACACACUCUCGGCAGACAGUCGCGAAGAGACACACCGCUGGAUGGAAGCCUUCUGGCAACAGUUCUGUGACAUGAGCCAAUGGAAGCAGUGCUGUGACGACUUGAUGAAGAUUGAGCUGCCAUCACCCCGGAAACCAGCCCUUGUCGCGUCAAAACAGGGUUCUCUUUACCACGAAAUUGUUAUUGACACCUCUGAUGACAUCAGCACGGUGACGGACAUCCUGACUCGGCAGAUGCAGGAGCUGGAGCUGAGGAGCCAGCUGGGGACCUCUCCUCCCUGGAUGUCCCUGUUCGAGGAGUCUCCUGGUGGCCCCCGCACCCCUCGGCUGGUCCGCCACAGCCCCCGCUCCCCCCACCGCCUCCCCCACAGCCCACUGAGCUCCCUGCGCUGCCCCUGGCCAGGCCUGCUCUCCUCAGAUGCCAGCCUGACCUCUGACAGCGACAGCCCCUGCAGCACCAGCCCCUGCUCCCGCCACCGAGGCUGGGCCGAGCCCCUCUCCCUCUCCUCCCCCCGCUUCCGCCCCCGCACCCUCUCCCUGGAUGCCAAGCUUAGCACUCUCAGGGGCAGGGGGUAUGGGGGGGUGUUACAGUGCUCCUGUCAGCCCCCUUCCUCCUCCUCCCUUGCCCCCAUCCCGGCGCAAUGCGUCCCCCAGGCCACCUUGUCCUGCUCCAGCUCCACCUCCAGUAACAGCUCCAGCGAGGGAAGCCACAGCCCCUCCUCAUUGGACGGUACCCCUUUCUCACGCCCCUCCUCGGCCCGCCGGAGCCUCAGGAACCUGAGAGCCAAACUGGACCCCCGAAAUUGGCUCCAGAGCCAGGUAUAACCCACCUCAGACCCCCACUCAUCUAAACCGUCUCCAAUAGGCAGCCCACCUGCAAUAGGCAACCCACCUCAGACCCUCACAUUAAACCACUGAGCCAGGGAUAAGCCACCUCAGACCCCCAUAUCAUCCAAAGUCCUGGUAAGAACUGGCGGGAAGGAAGCCAGUCCCACAGUUGAAAGAGCCCUGGUAUUAACUGGAAUUACUUUAGACUAAGGACAGGAGACAUUCUGCAUCAGUAUCAAUGGUCCACAGAACAUGGGAGUCUUCUGCUUCCCUUUCGAAUGGUAAUGCUGGUUAGGAAAUUGAAGAGUUUUUUUGUUUUUGUUGAUGACAUAAACGCAAUAUCUCUAGGCUCUGCGCAUCUGAAAUCUCCAACUGGAAAGGGCAGCAUCUGUCAGUCAAAGACGAGAGUUUCCUCGUCAGUCAUCCAAGCUAUUACACCCCUCAAUAUGACCAUGAUUUCAUAGCAUCUUGUUAGUUCAGCUGCGGUAUUUACUUACUAUAUGUGCUGUAUUUGUGUUUGCAGUGUUUGGGCAGGGCAGUGAGCGUGUGGCCAAGUGAACUGUCAGUGUAUGGGAAUGUUUAGUGUCUAUGUGGUCAUGGGGUUGUUGUUACCUGUACCAAAAAGGCUCACUGUGAUCUAUCCAAAUGACUAGACCCAUCACUUGUAUUAUGAAUUCAUGCCUAGAAGGAACAAGUAUAUUUAUGUACCGAUUUGCUUAUUGCAUGUUUGUGCUCAAAGACGCAAAGAAUGCGUUGCCGGAGAUCUUAACUGCUCAGACGGUGAAUGAAUUGAAAGCUCAACUUAAUGCACCAGUUCUCCCAAUAAUUUACUGUACUACUUGUUCCUACUGUGAUAACAUCAGGGUCACAUUGAGCUUCUGCAAGGUUCCUAGAACCUCCCAUGCAUUCAUUAACACGUUGUAGGCCUACUAUACAAGAACCAAUAUUUAAGAUUUAUGUUAAUCACUUUUGGAGUAAAUUAUAAUGAAUUGAAGUAAGCCAAAGGUAACGUACUACAUAAUCACGAGAACUCAUAUUAACUUGUUACACUGCCUCGUUGCAGUAUUGCUUGCAAAUGUACUGACUUUGAAAUCUGGGCCAGCCCCUACAAAAUACCAUAGAGUUAAGUUGAAGGCCUAGAUGGUUUUUGGAAUGGAGAGGCAUACGCUUUGGGUGUCCUUGUUAAUCUUUAAUACGCCCCUACUAGCAGGCAAGGAUUUCCUCACAAACGAUACUCUGUUGAUGAAACAAAUACUCUGCAUGGAGAACAGUGUUGCUAGGGGGUUUAAAUCCCAUGCUACAGCUCGUCUCAGUUCAAGGGUAUUUUAAUGUCAUCCAAUUCAGUUACGUUGGCAAAUGUUAUGUAUUUGAGAAUGUAGAAACUGGGAAUGCACAUACAUGGGUGAAGAGUUUAGAUAUCCCACCUUUGACCUUGUGGAUUUAUAGCAUAGUUUGUGGUACAGUCGUAACCUUAUGGCCUGAAAACCGGUCCCAGAAUUUCACACACACACACACACACAGUACCAGUCCAAAGUUUGGACACGCCUACUCAUUCUAGGGUUUUUAUUUAUUUGUACUAUUUUCUACAUUGUCGAAUAAUAGUGAAGACAGCAAAACUAUGAAAUAACACAUGGAAUCAUGUAGUAACCAAAUCAAAUAUAUAUUUUAGAUUCUGCAAAGUAGCCACCCUUUGCCUUGAUGACAACUUUGCACACUCUUGGCAUUCUCUCAAACAGCUUCACCUGGAAUGCUUUUCCAACAGUCUUGAAGGAGUUCCCACAUAUGCUGAGCACUUGUUGGCUGCUUUUCCUUCACUCUGCGGUCCAAAUAAUCCCAAACCAUCUCAAUUGGUUUGAGGUCAUGCGAUUGUGGAGGCCAGGUCAUCUGAUGCAGCACUCAUCACUCUCCUUGGUCAAAUAGCCCUUACACAGCCUGGAGGUUUGUUGGGUCAUUGUCCUGUUGAAAAACAAAUGGUAGUCCCACUGAGUGCAAACCAGAUGGGAUGGUGUAUCGCUGCAGAAUGCUGUGGUAGCCAUCCUGGUUAGGUGUGCCUUGAAUUCUAAAUAAAUCACUGACAGUGUCACCAGCAAAGCACCCCCACACCAUGACACCACCUCCAUGCUUCACGGUUGGAACCAUACAUGAAGAGAUCAUCCGUUCACCUACUCUGCUUUUCACAAAGACACUGCGGUUGAACCAAAAAUGUACAAUUUGGACCCACCGAUCUAAUGUCCCUUGCUCGUGUUUCUUGGCCCAAGCAAGUCUCUUGUUAUUAUUGGUGUCCUUUAGUAGUGGUUUCUUUGCAGCAAUUAGACCACGAAGGCCUGAUUCACGCUGUCUCCUCUGAAUAGUUGAUGUUGAGAUGUGUCAGGUACUUGAACUCUGACGUAUUCAUUUGGGCUGCAAUCUGAGGUGCAGUGAACUCUAAUGAACUUAUCCUCUGCAGCAGAGGUAACUCUGGAUCUUCCUUUCCUGUGGCGGUCCUCAUGAGAGCCAGUUUCAUCACAGCACUUGAUGGUUUUUGCAACUGCACUUAAAUGUUCCGCAUUGACUGCCUUCAUGUCUUAAAGUAAUGAUGGACUGUUGUUUCUCUUUGCUUAUGUUGCUGUUCUUGCCAUAAUAUGGACUUGGUCUUUUACCAAAUAGGGCUAUUUUCUGUACACCACCCCUACUUGUCACAACACAACUGAUUGGCUCAAACGUAUUAAGGAAAGAAAUUCCACAAAUUAACUUAACAAGGCACACCUGUUAAUUUAAAUGCAUUCCAGGUGACUACCUCAUAAAGCUGGUUGAGCGAAUGCAAAGCUGUUAUCAAGGCAAAGGUUGGCUACUUUGAAUAUAAAUAUAAGAAUAUAAAAUAUAUUUUGAUUUAACACUUUUUUUUGGCUACUACAUGAUUUCAUAGUUUUGAUGUCUUCACUCUUAUUCUACAAUGUAUAAAAUAAAGAAAAACCUUGGAAUAAGUAUGUGUCCAAACUUGACUGGUACUGUAUAUACAGAACAUUGCAAUCGAUUAUGCAAGUAGGCAAUACAGGAAUUACUGAUCUAUAGCAAAUAUUGUGUUGAGCUUUUUCUUAAGAUAGUGCAGUCUUUUACCUACUUAGAAAUACCAACCAGGUGAUUGUAGUAGUUGUUAAAUUAUGAUAAGGUGGGCAGGGGUAAGUGUGGUUGGCCCCCCCCUGGUCUAUGCAUUUAAGCCUAUCAAUCCCUCCAUGUCUCUUAUGAUGGACUGUAGGCUAUGAUAUGUUACUGUGUUCCAAGGGCUCACGGCUGGCUCACUCAGUUUCUCAUUAAAACAACUGUAAAUGCUUCAAAGUGGCAUUUGUUACUGUAAAGUUUUUUUGUAAGUUAACAAAACUCCUUUCUCUUUUUUGUUAAAAUAUAUUUUACAUGAUUGAUUUUGUUAUAAAUACAGCUCUAUUGAUAUUACUUUAACAGUCGAUUUCAGAUCUAUAACUGCAUCUGGUAGAUAACAUUAAAUGUUAACCAUGCAAGUGUCCUGUGUUUAAAAAUGUAACAUAACGAUAAUAAAUGAUUUGUCAAUUUAGAA
Messenger RNA from Oncorhynchus nerka (sockeye salmon), 6210 nucleotides. Its product is annotated as rhotekin-like. Gene Ontology annotation, biological process: signal transduction; septin ring organization; actomyosin contractile ring assembly. The transcript has 12 exons. The coding region runs from base 639 to 2657 and encodes 672 amino acids. The record is from RefSeq and is a predicted model, not a curated record. Lineage: Eukaryota; Metazoa; Chordata; Actinopteri; Salmoniformes; Salmonidae. Gene Ontology annotation, cellular component: actomyosin contractile ring.